Messenger RNA from Vanrija pseudolonga, 1365 nucleotides. Its product is annotated as Carboxylesterase. NCBI's taxonomy places the organism in Eukaryota, Fungi, Basidiomycota, Tremellomycetes, Trichosporonales, Trichosporonaceae. The record is from RefSeq and is a predicted model, not a curated record. The transcript has a single exon. Bases 1 to 1365 code for a protein of 454 amino acids.
AUGCCCACGUCCACGCCGACACCCACCCUCACCCUCCCGCAGGGCACGUACGCCGGCGGGCAGCACUACGGCGCCGAGUACUUCCGCGGCGUGCCGUACGCCGGCGGCGUGCAGCGCUUCCGCCCGCCGACGAGGCUCACGGUCGACCCCCGCCCGUCGCCGAUCGACGCGAGGCAGCAAGGCCCGACACCCAUCGCGCCGCCCAGCCGCCUGUCCAUGGUCAUGGGCGCCGACCGCGACUCGGGCCCCCAGAGCGAGGAGCACAGCGCCGUGCUCUCCGUCUAUCGUCCCCCCGGCGCCGCGGCGCUGCCCAUCUUCUUCUGGAUCCACGGCGGCGCGUUCGUGUCCGGCAGCUCCCAGAGCUCAUUCUACGACGGGUCGCGCCUCGCGCGGGACGCCAACGCCGUCGUCGUGGCGGUCAACUAUCGGCUGGGGGCGCUGGGGUUCCUCUACGACCCGGACACGCGGCACCAGCCCCGCCCGGCCGAGAGCUUUGGCACGCUCGACCUCGUCGCUGCGCUCGAGUGGGUCGCGAGCCAUGCCGCCGCGCUCGGGGGCGACAGCGGCAAUAUCACCGCGUUCGGGCAGAGCGCGGGCGGGUUCCUCUGCGCCGAGCUCCUUGUGCUCCGUCCCCAGCUCGUCGCGCGCGCUAUCAUCCAGUCGAGCACGGCGAGCGUCCUCGCGAGCGUAGACGACGCGCUCGCCAUCCGCGCGCUGGCCGCUACCUUCCUCCCAUCAGGCGCGACGUUCGACACAAUGUCGCCCGAGCAGGCGAUCGCCGUGCACUCCCAGACGGCCGGCGCGCUGCCAGCACACAACCUCGACUUUGGCCUCGGCAUGCCCUUCUUCCCUGUGCUCCCGCCGUCCGCCGGUCCCGGCGGCGGCAGGCCAAACCACAACCCCGACGUUCCGGGCGCGAGCGACCCGCGCCGCGUGCCCGUGUUCGUCACGUACACUGCCAACGACGGGGACGUGUUCCGCCGCAUGGCGUCCCAGGCAGGCCUGAGCGACGCCGAGAUCGACGCGCUCCCUCCCACCGCGCUGCGGAGUAACCCCGGCUGGGCGGCCGCGUCGGUCGACUAUGCCCACUUCCUCCGCCAGAGAGGGCACGCCGUCAGCCUCGCCGAGUGGGUGUGGCGCCCGGCAGGGAGCGCUUUUGGCGCCGUGCACACGAUCGAUGUGCCGCUGCUCCUCGGCACGCAGGAGGCGUGGGCCGGCACGCCGAUGCUCGGGAGCGAGAGCUGGGACGAGGUGGAUGCGAAGGGCAAGGUCGUCAGGCAGGCUUGGGGCGCCUUUGCGCGCGGCGUGUGGCCUGCGUCUAUCGACGGGGUGCUCGACGUGCUCGAGGAGGCCACGGCAAAGUGA